This is a messenger RNA of Xyrauchen texanus (razorback sucker), 1984 nucleotides long. RefSeq lists its product as uncharacterized. The record is from RefSeq and is a predicted model, not a curated record. NCBI's taxonomy places the organism in Eukaryota, Metazoa, Chordata, Actinopteri, Cypriniformes, Catostomidae. The coding region runs from base 1 to 1929 and encodes 642 amino acids. The transcript is spliced from 13 exons.
AUGGGGCUGGCUGGCUAUUACAGAAGAUGGAUGCAUCAGAGGGAUGAGUUGUGGGCCAUGCUCUUGCAGGAGGUGGAGGGUGUGGAGCGCCCCGUGCUCUACAGUGAUGACAGAGAUGGGCUUGAAAAGGCCACAGAGAAUGCCAUAGGCUUCGCCUGUGGCUGUGGUUUCACUGAAGCUGUGAUCCGAUUGGUCGUCUCUGGUCUGGUGGGCGUGGCUGCUGUUGCUGUGCUGGUUUAUGAGGUGCCCAAACGAGUAGAGGAACAGUGUGGGUCCUCUCAGGUUUUUGGAGACAUGGGUGCAAAAGAGCUACUCCCCAUUUUGCCAUUGAUAGGACACACUAGAGGUGAAGAUAUUUUCCAAGAUUUCAUGGAAUUUGUCAAGACCCAAUUGCUCCUCUUCAAACUCAUCUCUAUCACAAAUAAUGGUGCUCCAGCAAUGGUGGGCUGUACUAGCGGGUUCAUUGCAUUGUGCAAACAGAGUGAAUAUUUCCCGAACAUCCAUAAUUACCACCGUAUAAUCCACCAGCAGGCAUUGUGUGGUGUGUUUGGUGUUGAGACAGAUGUUUCAGUGAUGGAGGGAGAUUCUGUCACUCUAAAGAUUGAUGAUACUCAAAUACUGAGAGAUGAUCUGAUCAUGUGGAUGUUUGGACCUAAACAAUUCCCCAUUGCUGAAAUCAACAGAGAUGAUAAUAAGAUCAGGUUAUAUGAGAAUGUGUCUGAUGGGAGAUUCAGAGGCAGAAUUCAGAUGGAUCAGACUGGAUCUCUCACCAUCACAAACAUCAGAACUACAGACUCUGGACAAUAUAAAUUAAUCACCAUCAGCACAGAGACCCCACUGAAAAUAUUCACUCUUACUGUCUAUGCUCGUCUGCCGGUUCCUGUCAUCACUUCGGACUCGUCACUGAAUUCUUCAUCAUCUGAAAGUUCAUCUAAAUGUGUGUUGGUGUGUUCAGUGGAGAAUGUGACACAGGUGACUCUCUCCUGGUACAAAGGAAACAGUUUAUUGUCCUCCAUCAGUGUGUCUGAUCUCAACAGAAGUCUCUCUCUACAUCUGGAGUGUGUCGAUGAUUCUUACAGCUGUGUGAUCAACAAUCCCAUCAGAAACCAGACUAAACAUCUCAACAUUACUGAAGUCUGUCAGCCGUGUUCAGGUGUGUUUGGUGUUGAGACAGAUGUUUCAGUGUCAGUGAUGGAGGGAGAUUCUGUCACUCUAAAGAAUGAUGAUACUCAAUUACUGAGAGAUGAUCUGAUCAUGUGGAAGUUUGGACAAAUCCUCAUUGCUGAAAUCAACAGAAAUAAUAAGAUCAAGUUAUUUGAGAAGGCUGCUGAUGGGAGAUACAGAGGCAGAAUACAGCUGGAUAAUCAGACUGGAUCUCUCAUCAUCACAAACAUCAGAACUACAGACUCUGGACAAUAUAAAUUAACCACCACCAGCAAAGAGACCCGACUGAAAAUAUUCACUCUUACUGUCUAUGCUCAUCUGCCGGUUCCUGUCAUCACUUCGGACUUUUCACUGAAUUCUUCAUCAUCUGAAAGUUCAUCUAAAUGUGUGUUGGUGUGUUCAGUGGUGAAUGUGACACAGGUGACUCUCUCCUGGUACAAAGGAAACAGUUUAUUGUCCUCCAUCAGUGUGUCUGAUCUCAACAGAAGUCUCUCUCUACAUCUGGAGUGUGUCGAUGAUUCUUACAGCUGUGUGGUGAACAAUCCCAUCAGAAAUCUGACUAAACAUCUCAACAUUACUGAAGUCUGUCAGCCGUGUUCAGAAGACUACACCUGUGGUUGUGGUUGUGGUGUCACUGAAGCUGUGAUCCGAUUGGUCGUCUCUGGUCUGGUGGGCGUGGCUGCUGUUGCUGUGCUGGUUUAUGACGUCAGAUCUAAAAGUGUUGGACAGAAGACGAGAGAACAGACAUCAUCACUCAAGAGCUGAAUGCUCCCGGGGUAGGGAGGCUAGCUGACCCCAUCCUCUGGUGGUGGUGUUUCCU